CGAGCGACGCUCUGACAGCGAACAUGGACUGUCUCACGCGAAAACAUAAAUAAAUGGCCACCGUUGUUAUUAGACUCCUUAUAACCACAAGAUUUCAUGUUUCUAAAAUGGACGCCGAUAACGAGGAUCGGCAGAGGGACCUAAUAUCUCGGCGGGAGAAACGGUGGAGCAUGAAUUCCCAGAGGCUCGAGCAGAUCGUGGCGGAGCUGAUGCGCCCCAUUGGCGACCUCCGCCGCAGCUUCGACACGGACCUAUGCGCGUUAUUAGAAGAAUACCUCACCGAGGCAGGUCUCCAUGCACUCGAAGAGGAGAUACCCGGCUCACAAGUGGUGGCGCCCAACUUUGCAGAGCUAGCGUUACUGCUGCAACAGAGCGCCAACAUUUACGGACGGAAGGUGGACCUGUUGUACCAACACGUGCUUGAGUGCAGCGAGUCUUUACACACUAAUACUGAAAUCAACGACACAUCUCACGCGGAGGCGGACCCCGAGGCGGAGGAGUCCCCUCCGCCGCGACCCCGCAGCGCCGCAAGCGCCGCGCCUCGGCCGCCGCCGCCGCCGGCUGGGCGCGCAUCAGCCUCGAGCCCUCCGAGGCCGCCCGCCGCGAGGCAGACCUGA
This is a messenger RNA of Leguminivora glycinivorella, 617 nucleotides long. Its product is annotated as condensin-2 complex subunit H2-like. The transcript is spliced from 4 exons. Gene Ontology annotation, cellular component: condensin complex; nucleus. The coding region runs from base 54 to 617 and encodes 187 amino acids. Gene Ontology annotation, molecular function: chromatin binding. The record is from RefSeq and is a predicted model, not a curated record. Lineage: Eukaryota; Metazoa; Arthropoda; Insecta; Lepidoptera; Tortricidae. Gene Ontology annotation, biological process: meiotic chromosome condensation; mitotic sister chromatid separation.